AUGUUUCAAAUAUACAAGUUUUCCUCCAAGUUGAUCCCGUGGAGCAAAGCGCUUUGGGAUUUCUUGCCUGCUGUGAUCCAGAAGCAAAUCUUCAAUCCUUCCGAAUCGCGCGGAAGCUUCCAACACCACGCGAUUUCGACGGAAGUUAUGAUGGGCGAUUUGGUGAAGAAGGAGCUGCAGCGUCAUAAGGAAGAGGGAAGCUACAACAGGCACUUCGAUUAUCAGACUCACUUCCUCGGCUAUCAGGCUCGAACCUCGUUCCCUUCUCUGUUCGACUGCGACUAUGCGUAUGCUUUGGGACGAGAGGCAGCCGCAUUGAUUCAGUACAAUCUCACCGGAUAUAUAUAUAUAUAUAUGGCGACAUUGCGGAAUCUGAAGGAGGAACCGUCGGAAUGGAUUCCCUAUGCGGUGCCUCUUCUGGACUUCUGCACCGUGGAGGCAAAGCAGGGAGUGUAUCGUCCCUCGAUCCCUGAAUCGAACGUGAAUAUGAACGAUGCUCCGUUCCUGAGGUUCGUGGCUCAUUGUGACAAAUGGGCUGUGAAGGACGAAACCUGCAACCCGGGAUCGGUCCAGUUCGGAGGAGCUGGAAGCUGGAACACGACGCUGUCGCUGCAGAUCGAAAAGCACGACUAUUUGAAGCGAAUCCAGCUGCUUCGUGAUGAACUGAAGGCUGUGGAGAAGAUUUGCCUGCCUGGAUGCGAUGCGUUGUUGGUAUAUUCUGCGAUUGCUGGAGUGGAGGGAGUGAUUGAGCUACGGGAAAAUGGUAUCAAGAAGAAGAUUUAAGCAGUGAAGUGGAUGAAUAAAAGAACUUAACAAAGAAACAAAGAAACAAAGAAACAAAGAAA
Blastocystis hominis is the source of this 845-nucleotide messenger RNA. RefSeq lists its product as hypothetical. The transcript has 2 exons. Gene Ontology annotation, cellular component: cytosol. The coding region runs from base 1 to 783 and encodes 260 amino acids. The record is from RefSeq and is a predicted model, not a curated record. Gene Ontology annotation, molecular function: diphosphate-fructose-6-phosphate 1-phosphotransferase activity; 6-phosphofructokinase activity. Lineage: Eukaryota; Bigyra; Opalinata; Blastocystidae. Gene Ontology annotation, biological process: response to glucose; glycolytic process; photosynthesis.